Suillus plorans is the source of this 333-nucleotide messenger RNA. RefSeq lists its product as uncharacterized. Bases 1 to 333 code for a protein of 110 amino acids. The record is from RefSeq and is a predicted model, not a curated record. NCBI's taxonomy places the organism in Eukaryota, Fungi, Basidiomycota, Agaricomycetes, Boletales, Suillaceae. The transcript has 3 exons.
AUGUCCUCACCUUCUAUAUCCCCCAACCCAGAAAUACCUCAGUGGGAGACCGUCUUUGUUGUAAAUCUCGAUAUACACAUCAAAAACUCGACAGAAAGUGAUGGCAAAACUAAAGUCAAGGAGGUGAAGUUCUGCGAAGAUGGCAUGUCGUUCCUCAUCUCACUCGAGAACACAAUCAGAGGUACCCUUGAUGUAACCUGCCAGGGUGCAGGGUGCAGAGAAGUUGUAGCUCGUCCAGCGCAUGGUGGUAUCUUGGUGAAGGAUAGCAGUAAUGUCAUCGACACUGACUCAGAGGUUGCAACCCUCACCACGAUGCCUGUAUUUGCAUUUUGA